Molecule: messenger RNA, 2358 nt
Organism: Aegilops tauschii subsp. strangulata
Lineage: Eukaryota; Viridiplantae; Streptophyta; Magnoliopsida; Poales; Poaceae
Source: RefSeq, a predicted model, not a curated record
GCCCAAGCAGAAGCCAGAAGCUACGCCUACACUUGGCCAUGCAGUGGCUCCUAUGGCGCCCGAACAGCAAGUCGUGGAUAGGGCUGCUGCGGGGCCCGUGGCUGCAUGUGCACCCAAGCAGUCUUAUGCAGAGGCUCCUGCUAAUCAUGUGCCCGCCUCACCAGUACUGCAUGUUGUGCAUGCGGCUGCUUCUACCGUGCUUGUGCAGCCGGGCAUGGGUUCGGGUGCGCCGUCACCCGUGCAGGCUACAGCUGCUGCUUCAGUGCGUGCGCAAUGUUCAAUGACGCCGUCCGUCGAGACUUCUUCAGCUCCUGCUCCGGUUGCCGUGGUCCCCCUUGGCCCAGCUGCGGGUGGUCUGAGCGGAUCAGCCACAACACCCCUUGCGGUUGCUUCAGUGGGACUUGCGGCGCGUCCCUCUUCACCGACCUUUGGGAUAGUUCAGACGCCGCCGAGCUCGCAACAAUCUACACCAACGUCUCAACAUAAGACACCGAUGUGUACUAUGUCUGGAGGGCAGGCUUCACCCCUUCGACGUAGUAACCGUCACGCCGUCUCCGCGGAUGGUUCCUCUCCGACCGACGAACAUUCACUUGUAAAGGCAAUGCGUCGACAGGCCUCGAGGAAUUUGGACCCCACACCAGGUACCUCGUCUCCUCAAUCUUUUCUUUCAUUUUCGAAUACCCGCAUUUUCUCUAGCUUAAAGAAUGUUGGUAUAUCUAUGGGGAGAAAUGAUAAUGAUAUUAAUAUGUCGGUUGGGGCACUUAAACAUAUGGAGAUUGACCGUUUAAAGGUUUCUCCAAAGUGUAAUAGCACCCCACCUAACCCUGAGACGGAGGACGAAGAUGAAACGGAUGCCAAAUAUGAUGGUCCGCUUAUCUCCCACUUGGUUGGUGAGGUUACCGAGGUUGGUUUAGAUGAAGCAAGACCUGGAUCCAUGUUUUGUGACUUCACGGCGUCUUCGCGUAAAUCUAAAUCGCAUUCCUCAAAAAAGAAACAAAAACCGCCCAAGAAGGCGAAAGGUUCCACAUCGACCCGAGUUUCCACAUGAGAGGCAUGUUUUGGAAUAGCAGAGGUCUCUCAGACUUGGCUAAACAUAAACACGUCAGUGAUUGUGUACGUGAACAUGGGUUGGACUUUGUGGCAAUUUCCGAGGCUGGUAAAUGUGACUUCCGGCCAAAUGUCCUCGAGCACCUAUCAGGUGGUUUCGACUACACAUUGCAUAGUCUACCAGCUCGUGGAAGGUCUGGAGGAAUCCUUCUUGGGAUACAGACCACGACCAUGGACUUGUUGGCUUUUUCGACAGGUGAAUUUCAUAUCAAAUUUCACUUACGAAACAGAGCUGAUAAUCUUACUUGGAGCCUGGUCGCGGUCUAUGGGGCUGCCCAAGAUGAACACAAAUCAGCUUUCCUUCGUGAAUUGGUGAACCUGGCUAAAGAUAACCCGUAUCCAAUGAUUAUUGGAGGGGACUUUAAUAUCCUUAGGUACCAACAAGAGAAAAAUAAUGACCGCUUCGACACUCAUUGGCCCUUCCUAUUCAAUGCUGUGAUAGACAGUUUGGAUCUUCGGGAGGUUAGUAUGUCGGGGCGGCAGUUCACCUGGGCUAAUAACCGAUCUGUGCCGACAUAUGAGAAGCUCGAUAGGGUACUCAUGGACACCGAAUGGGAACUAAAAUUUCCUAUGGUAACCGUGCGAGCCCUAGAGCGUAUCGAGGCAUUAUCAGAUCAUGCACCCAUCAUUCUGGAUUCUAACUCUGUGAACCCAGCAGCCCGUCGCCCUUUCAAAUUUGAAUUGGGAUGGCUGCAUCGGGAUGGAUUUGUAGACAUAAUCAAGAAUGUUUGGGAGAAGCCCGCCGUUGGUCGCACACCUAUUCAGAGAUGGAACUUUAAAAUAAGGGCCAUGAGGCAACACCUCGCUGGAUGGGCAAAACACACCAACGGGAUAUAUAAAAAAGAAAAACAACGGCUCUCUACCAUCAUUGACGACCUCGACAAGAUUGCAGAGACACGCACCUUAUCUCAACAAGAGAUUGAAUUAAAAAAUCAAUCUAAUGAGAAGGUAGCCCGUCUUUUGCGAGAAGAGGAGAUCAAAUACUACCACGGAUCUAAAGCUGAUCUCAUAUUGAUGGGUGAUAGUAAUACAAGAUACUUCCAAUUGAUCGCCAAUGGGCGACAUAGGAAGAAAUGUAUUUACAGUCUCCAACAAGAUGAGGGGCUGAUCGAAGGUCAGGAGGAGCUCAAAAGUAUAUCACCAAAUACUAUAAAUCGUUGUUCGGCGCGCCAGCUGAGGGGAACUUCACCCUUGACGAGACCCGAACAGAUGAUAUUCCACAAGUCACGGCAGAAGAAAAUGAUAUCCUAA